AUGCCGACUUUACGGGACAGCACCAUGUCCCACUCCAGCGAAAAUCCAAAUCAAGUCCGCGUAAAAGCCUAUUAUAAAGGGGACAUCAUGAUCACUCACUUCGAGCCGUCCAUCUCGUUCGAGGGUCUGUACGGAGAGGUGCGGGACAUGUGCUCCAUGGACAAUGACCAGCUCUUCACCAUGAAGUGGAUCGAUGAGGAAGGUGAUCCGUGCACGGUGUCGUCACAGCUGGAGCUGGAGGAGGCGCUGCGUCUCUAUGAACUCAACAAAGACUCCGAGCUCAUUAUCCACGUGUUUCCUAAUAUUCCAGAGAAGCCCGGGUUGCCAUGUCCAGGAGAAGACAAGUCUAUAUAUCGACGUGGCGCCAGACGCUGGAGGAAACUCUACUACGCAAGUGGCCAUGCUUUUCAGGCAAAACGCUUCAACAGGCGAGCACACUGUGCCAUCUGUACAGACAGGAUCUGGGGUCUGGGCCGACAGGGAUACAAAUGCAUCAACUGCAAACUAUUGGUUCACAAAAAAUGCCACAAAAUGGUCACGGUGGAGUGUGGCAGACCCAUGUUACAGGAGCCAAUCAUGCAAGGCCCAACAUCCAGUCAAUUAGAUCAAACGGAACAGCCAGGCGCGCACAAAGACUCCAGAGAAAGCCUGACUUACGACGGCGAAGAGAAAGAGGCCCGCAGCAGCAGAGACACUGGGAAGUCACCGUCCAGUUUAGGCCUAGCGGAUUUCGACCUGCUGAGGGUGAUCGGGAGAGGCAGCUACGCAAAAGUGCUUCUGGUGCAACUGAAGAAGACAGAGAGGAUCUAUGCCAUGAAGGUGGUGAAGAAGGAGCUGGUCAAUGAUGACGAGGACAUUGACUGGGUUCAAACAGAAAAGCACGUUUUCGAGCAGGCGUCGAAUCACCCCUUCCUGGUUGGCCUUCACUCGUGUUUUCAGACAGAAAGCAGACUGUUCUUUGUUAUUGAGUACGUAAAUGGAGGAGACCUGAUGUUCCACAUGCAGAGGCAACGGAAACUUCCAGAAGAACACGCCAGGUUUUACUCGGCAGAGAUCAGUAUGGCGCUGAACUACCUUCACGAACGAGGAAUCAUCUACAGAGAUCUGAAACUGGACAAUGUUCUCCUAGACUCAGAGGGACACAUAAAACUCACAGACUAUGGCAUGUGCAAGGAGGGUUUGAGGCCUGGAGACACUACCAGCACUUUCUGUGGGACACCUAACUACAUCGCCCCCGAAAUCCUCCGCGGAGAGGACUAUGGCUUCAGUGUGGAUUGGUGGGCUUUGGGGGUGCUCAUGUUCGAGAUGAUGGCCGGACGAUCUCCUUUUGAUAUCGUGGGCAGUUCAGACAACCCUGACCAGAACACAGAAGACUACCUCUUCCAAGUAAUAUUGGAAAAACAGAUCAGAAUCCCGCGCUCGCUGUCAGUCAAAGCCGCAAGUGUCCUCAAGGGAUUCCUGAACAAGGAUCCAAAGGAGCGGCUCGGCUGUCACCCACAGACCGGCUUCGCAGACAUCCAGGCUCACCCCUUCUUCAGAAACGUGGACUGGGACCUCUUGGAGCAUAAACAGGUGGUGCCUCCCUUCAAACCCAACAUCUCAGGAGAAUUCGGUCUGGACAACUUCGACGCACAGUUCACCAACGAACCCAUCCAGCUCACGCCGGACGACGAUGAUGUGGUGAAGAAGAUCGACCAGUCUGAGUUUGAAGGCUUCGAGUACAUAAACCCUCUGUUGAUGUCGGCGGAGGAGUGCGUGUGA
This is a messenger RNA of Knipowitschia caucasica, 1761 nucleotides long. Lineage: Eukaryota; Metazoa; Chordata; Actinopteri; Gobiiformes; Gobiidae. The record is from the annotation of a GenBank genome assembly.